AUGCAUAUCCAAUUCAGUUCCUACCUACUUUGGUCCUCGUUUGCAUUAGGCUGUGCCUAUGCUACGAACGAUGUUUCCGUACUGAUCAACGAAGCCGCCAGAGCGAACAACCAGUCGCUGCUAUGGGGCCCGUACAAGUCGAAUUUAUAUUUUGGAGUUCGACCUCGAAUUCCUAAAAGUCUGACGGCUGGGUUGAUGUGGGCGAAGGUCGAUGACUAUGCGACUGCGCAAGCGAACUUCAGGCAUACUUGCGAACAAAACGAAGGCAUGCGAGGAUAUGGCUGGGACGAAUACGACGUGCGCAGAGGUGGUCGCCAAUCGAUCCAUGAUGUCGGUAACUCGAUUGACCUCACCAUCGAUUUCGUCAAGGUACCUGGAGGACUGCACGGAGGCAGCUGGGCGGCUCGAGUGAAAGGAACACCAAGAGAAGAUGCCCCUGAGGAUUUAUAUACGUCAAUGGUUUUCUAUGCUUCGCUUGAAGGUCUCGGUUCUUUACACGUGGAUAAUGCUGUUGAGCAGCAAAUAGGGUUGAAAGAGGACGUGAGGCUAAAGGGAAUGACUCCGGAGCUUGGUGAUUUUACACUCAGUGUUACCACUGGCCCGGAAAGUAACAGCCAUCCUCAAUUUGAUCAUCCCAGCGGCGCCGAGAAGCCUUUGAAUCGUCCUUUAAUUGCUAGUGUGGAAACACCACCGGACAACUUGUGGCAAGCCAAGGCAUUGAUGUUUACCGCCAUGAAGCCCGAAGUCGAAGGCUGGCUUGCUAAAUACGGCACUGAUGCACCUCCGCCACCCGCUCAGCUCUUCACUUUGCCCAAUCAUCCUGGAGCCGGUAACAUACAUUUUGUGCAGUAUGUCUUUGAGGGCGCCUUUGAGUUUGACAUUCUUUUCGAAUCUGGUUCCGCCUCCGAGCCCGUUACCUCUGAGACCCUAACAAAGAAGAUUGACGAGAUGUCCUCUUCUUUCUCGAGCCAAUAUGAGAAUAUCUUCGCUCCUCAACCCCCAUUCGACAAGGCAGAGUACUUGGAAUUCUCCAAGUCCAUGUUCUCCAACUUGGUUGGAGGCAUUGGUUACUUCUAUGGCAGCGGUUUGGUUGAUCGAUCCGAAGCUCCUGAAUACGAAGAGGAGAACGAAGGCUUCUGGGAGGAGGCCGCAGAGGCCAGAUCACGAGUACAACCCACCGAAGAAGACCCUCAUGAACUGUUUACUUGUAUUCCUUCCCGGCCAUUCUUCCCUCGUGGUUUCUUGUGGGACGAAGGCUUCCACCUCAUUCCAGUGGUUGACUGGGAUCUUGAUUUGACUCUUGAUAUUGUACAAAGUUGGUUCAACCUCAUGGACGAAGAUGGUUGGAUUGCGCGAGAGCAGAUCCUAGGAGCUGAGGCUCGUAGCAAGGUUCCCGCCGAGUUCACCGUUCAGUAUCCUCACUACGCAAACCCGCCGACAUUAUUUAUGGUGCUUGAAGCAUUUGUCGACAAGUUGCAGGCCAAUCAAAGCAUUGUCGAGAACUCUGAACUCAAUCGUGCCGACAUUGCAGACAGCCUUCGAUCUGCUCACCUCGAGAGCAAGGAAUUGGCUGAAUCAUACUUGCAUUCUAUCUACCCCCUCCUCCGCAGACAAUAUUCCUGGUUCAAGAAGACUCAAUGGGGGGAUGUCAAGUCCUAUGAUCGCGAAGCUUAUUCGAGCAAGGAAGCAUACCGCUGGCGCGGACGUACAGUCCGGCAUAUCCUGACAUCUGGUCUCGAUGACUACCCUCGAGCUCAGCCCCCUCACCCCGGCGAACUCCACACGGACUUGAUUAGCUGGAUGGGCUUGAUGAGUCGCUCCCUCCGUAAAAUUGCAGCAGCAAUUGGCGAGACCGAGGAUGCAGAUGAGUUUGCAAUCUACGAAUACGCUAUUACCCGCAACAUCGAAGAUCUCCACUGGGACGAGGACGCCCAAACCUGGUGCGACGCAACCAUUGACGAAUACGAAGAAAGUGUCCAUGUCUGUCACAAGGGUUAUAUCUCGAUAUUCCCCUUCUUGACAGGUAUGGUCGGUCCUGACAGCCCACAUCUCAAGGCUACUCUUGACCUCAUUCGCAACUCUAAUGAAUUGUGGAGUGAUUAUGGCAUUCGCAGUCUCAGUAAGAACGAUGAGUUUUAUAGUACCGAUGAGAACUACUGGCGCAGUCCAGUGUGGAUAAACAUGAACUACAUGAUUCUGAAGAAUCUAUAUGACAUUGCAUCCUCCCAAAGCUCCCAUAAAGCACAAGCAGCCGAAAUCUACAACGACCUUCGCAAGAACCUGGUCGAGAAUGUUUUCCGAGAAUGGAAAGACACAGGUUUUGCCUGGGAGCAAUACAACCCUGAGACAGGCAAGGGUCAACGUACCCAGCACUUUACUGGGUGGACGAGUUUGGUGGUGAAGAUUAUGAAUAUGCCGUAUCUUACGGGUGCUGAACGGGGGCACGAUGAACUGUGA
This is a messenger RNA of Talaromyces marneffei, 2457 nucleotides long. RefSeq lists its product as uncharacterized. Gene Ontology annotation, molecular function: Glc3Man9GlcNAc2 oligosaccharide glucosidase activity. The record is from RefSeq and is a predicted model, not a curated record. Gene Ontology annotation, biological process: oligosaccharide metabolic process; protein N-linked glycosylation. The transcript is spliced from 5 exons. Lineage: Eukaryota; Fungi; Ascomycota; Eurotiomycetes; Eurotiales; Trichocomaceae. Gene Ontology annotation, cellular component: endoplasmic reticulum membrane. The coding region runs from base 1 to 2457 and encodes 818 amino acids.